AUGAAUCAUGCAUUCUCUAUGAAGGAAUUAUGGAACAUUGCCUACUUUCUUGGCAUUUCAGUCCAAUCCACUGGUGAUUCUGACUACUUUGUUUCCCAACAUCAGUAUGGUCAAGAUAUUCUUACCAAAGCUGGCAUGGCUAAUUGCAAGCAUUGUGCCUCUCCUAUUGUUGUCAAACCCUUUCUUUCUCCUAAUGUUGAUUUGUCCUUUGAUAAUCUUUCUUUAUAUCGCAGUAUUGUCAAAGCUUUGCAAUACCUUACCAUCACUCGACCAGAUCUUUCUUUGGCUGUAAAUCAGUCUUGUCAACACAUGCAUGCUCUCACUUUUGGACAUUUUUCAGCUGUUAAAAGAUUACUGCGGUAUGUUCAGGGCACCAUUGCUCAUGGUUUGACAUAUCAACCUAGUACUUUUGAUCUUCAUGCUUUUUUCGACUCCAAUUGGACAGAGGAUGUGAUUAAUAAGAAGUCCACCUCUGGAUAUUGCAUAUUUUUGGGUUCCAAUCUUAUCUCUUGGUCUCUUAAAAAGCAGGCCACUGUGUCUCGCUCCUCUACCGAAGUAGAGUAUCGAGCACUGGCUCAUGUUGUUGCCGAAUUGACUUGGGUUAAAAUGUUUCUUCAGGAUUUGGCUAUUUCAUCCCCUACUCUACCUAUUUUGUGGUGUGACAAUGUCUCCUCUAUUGCUCUUGCUUCCAAUUCCGUGUUUCAUUCUCGUUCCAAACAUAUCAAGGUGGAUUGUCACUUUGUCAGAGAUAAAGUACUUGCUAAACAACUAACUUUGCAAUAUAUUCCUACUCAAGAUCAGUUGGCUGAUAUAUUUACAAAACCUUUAUCUGUGGCUUGUUUUUUGUAUCUCAAGUCCAAGCUAAUGGAGUUCACGCACCCCAUCAGCUUGCAAGGGCAUGUUGAGAAUACUACAGCUUCCACAUUUAAGAAUACUACAAUUUCCAAACUUAGCUCAGAAGUUACAGCUUCCAAACUCAACUUAGAAGCUCAGUCAAUGGCUCAGCCAGUUCCCUUAAUAGAUAUUGCAGUCGCGUCCACAUCAUCUUAG
Camellia sinensis is the source of this 1050-nucleotide messenger RNA. NCBI's taxonomy places the organism in Eukaryota, Viridiplantae, Streptophyta, Magnoliopsida, Ericales, Theaceae. The record is from RefSeq and is a predicted model, not a curated record.